This is a messenger RNA of Nymphaea colorata (pocket water lily), 1639 nucleotides long. RefSeq lists its product as uncharacterized. The record is from RefSeq and is a predicted model, not a curated record. The coding region runs from base 111 to 1355 and encodes 414 amino acids. The transcript has 3 exons. NCBI's taxonomy places the organism in Eukaryota, Viridiplantae, Streptophyta, Magnoliopsida, Nymphaeales, Nymphaeaceae.
CUCUUCUACGUAUAAGAAGCGUGUUGCCCCAACGAGAACGAAGAAGAGGAGGAGGUAGUUGGGAUUGCAAUCUCUGCGACGUUGGUUUUUCUGUUUUCCGGUCAUCGGAUAUGGAUUCCCGGUCUCGCGUCGUGGUCGGGCUUCUCGUUCUCGCAUUCCUUUUCACGGUUGGGUCGGCGCAUUCCUUCUCUCCGUUCGAUGGGAUUCAGCGUUCUGCGUUCCAACUUGUCUCGGAUCUGAAGGAACCGUUAGCGAAAAAAUUGGGGUUGAAAACGGAGGAAUUGACGAUUGUUGACUAUGAUUUUUGGGACGCCGUUGUUGGACGAUCGGUGGCGCAUGAGUUCGAUUUGGAGAUCGGUACGAAGGUCUUGCCCUUCAAGGUCAUGGAGGACGUGAAGGAGUGGAUGUCCGUAGACCCGUCCCUCUUUUCUUCCAGCUCAGGAUUCAUGGACACCGUCUUGACUCCCUUUGAUCUGUCGGGUCCGAUGGAGCUCUGGAUUCAGGACGGCCAGAACAUGCGGCUGUCCCUUCCUCACGACGUGGAUGCCGGACUGGUGAAGAAGGUCAUCUUGUCGGAUGGAGCGACGGUGACCGUCCAGGGUGCGAAGGCGGUGGUUCUAAGGCAGCCGAUCGAUCUCCCUUUAUCCAAUGUCAGCAUCUCUUCCUUUGCCCACCAUCUCCGCCUCGCAUCUCUCUCUCAACAGCAGCAUCUCGUCUCCCUCCGGAUAGUCGGCCCUUCGUCCCUCACCGCUUCCACCAUCGCCCCAUCAGACGCCGACGCCGCUCACGUUUCUUCUGCGGCGGUCAACCGCCUGAAGGUCAAACGCCUAGCCCCCGGCCUUCUUCAGCUCUCCUCUUCGCAGCCAGACCGUUCGCCUGCCACCGCCAUGGAGACAGAGUCUCCCGAAAGUACGGCCAUGGUCCCGGUCGAAAUGUGGCCGCUCUCCUCCCUCAAUGCCUCCAACCGAAAACUGGCGGCGAUCGAGGAGAUCCUGAAGAGCGCUGUGCUUGCUGGAAAAGCUUCGGGCUCGCCGGCGUCGUCCGUGAGACUGACUCAUGCUGAAACUUCGGUCCAGACGUUCAUGAAGAUUGAAUUUGGUCUCGAGAGGAAACUGAACCAGACAGACGAGGCUCUGUGGGAAGGGUUCCCGGAGUGGCGGACGAAGCCGUCGGUGGUGAGGCUCUACUUCGAGGUGAUGGCGAGGUUGGAGGGCGAGAAGCUAACGCCGGAGAUGGUUAAGCGGGUGCAGCCCUUCGUAAUAGCGGAUUCCGCCUCCCACUCUGCGCUGUUCGGCAACUUCACGACGACUUCGGCGCCCCUGGUCAUGUUCCCACCUUCAGUUUUCACUCUUUAAGGAGUCUCUAUCUCUAUGGCCUCCAUUUUUCCCUCCUAAUUGUACAGCGAGUCGAGUUACAGGAAGCUCUAUGUAUACAAUUUUUUCUUUUUCCUUUUUCCUCUUCUAAACCAGGCUUCAAUUGGUGAUUACUCCAUCGAGGCUGUCUUGAGUAGGGUGAAACUAAAAUGGGGACACCGUAAGAAGGUCCCUCCAUUGAUCCUAUAUACACACAGAAAAAUUAUGUAAUCCUCUUGUAAACAGAGUUUCUUUUUCAGCGUUUGCUUGCUAAAGAUCUUAUUGAA